CUUGGGGGGGCCUGAGGGUGGUGGUGGUGCUGCUGGUGCUGCUGACAUGAAGACGGUCAUCCAGCUGUCUACCAAAGUCAUCGACUCAGAAUACAGGUCCACCCUGCCACACACACACACACACACACAAACACACGGAUCUCUCUCCCUCUCUGUGCCUCCGUGUGUGCAUGUUUGCAGGUUGAAGAAGACUUUGCUGCACGAGUGCUGCCACGUAGCUCAGUUUGUGCUUGAGAGGGAAUUCCGCCCGCCACACGGACGCGCCUUCUGGAAAUGGUGUGGCCACACACACACACACACACACAGAGAGAGAGAGAGGGGGGGGCAGGAAGAGACGAGAGAGAGAGAGAGAGAGACACAGCAUACGUCUGUGUGUCUGUCUGUGUGUCUGUCUGUGAAAGGGCGCGCAUCGCAACCCGUCGCUUCCCCGAUCUGCCGGUGGAGACGUGCCAUUCCUACGACGUGCACUACAAGUGCAAGUACCAGUGCACCGCAUGCGGCAAAAUGUAUGUAAUUACAGACAGAUGUCUACACACGGACGGACACAUGAGACACGCUGGUGCCGGUGUGUGUGAUGUGUGGCUGAUGUGUGUGUGUGUGUGCAGGUUUGGGCGUCACUCCAAGUCCCUCGACACCGCCCGAUACCGAUGCAAAUGCGGCGGGCGGAUCGUGUAAGUAAUACACCUUGAGUGCACUGACUGACAGAGACCACUGCACUGCCUGCAGUGCGUUUGUGCGGUGUCUCUCUCUGUUGGUCUGCGAGCAGUUACUUGGGCAUGUUUGAUCCGGACGGCCGCCGCAUCGCCGAGAAGGUCCCCACACCGUACAACCGAUUCGUCAAGGUGGGUGGGUGUGCUGUGGCUUGCAGGUGUGGGCGACUCAAUGAAAUCCUUGUGUGUGUGUGUGUGUGUGUGCGCGUGUGCCUGUAGGAGCGUUACGAGAGCGUCCGAGCUGAGAUGCCGCCCGGCACCCCGAACGCCAAAGUGCUGCAGAGGGUCGCGCAGAUCUGGUACGGACGGACGUUAUGGCGUCGAGUGAUGGCAUGCAAGUGCAUCCGUCCGUCCGUCCGUCCAUAUGUGUGUGUGUAUGUGUGUGUGUGUGGCAGGAAGGACCGCAAGAAUCGCUCAGAUGGCAGCGACAAUGAGUAGCGACGUCCGUUCAUUGCCGUGAGCACAAGCGUGCAGGGGUCGAUGGAAUGACGUCGACACGCACACACACUCACCAUUGAAUGCAUUGCAAGUCAGUCAACGAAGGAGCACAAACGUACAGAA
Molecule: messenger RNA, 1271 nt
Organism: Vitrella brassicaformis
Lineage: Eukaryota; Vitrellaceae
Source: the annotation of a GenBank genome assembly